Tripterygium wilfordii is the source of this 3471-nucleotide messenger RNA. Its product is annotated as pentatricopeptide repeat-containing protein At5g65560-like. NCBI's taxonomy places the organism in Eukaryota, Viridiplantae, Streptophyta, Magnoliopsida, Celastrales, Celastraceae. The transcript is spliced from 4 exons. The coding region runs from base 118 to 2844 and encodes 908 amino acids. Gene Ontology annotation, molecular function: protein binding. The record is from RefSeq and is a predicted model, not a curated record.
AGCUUCCUCCUAUAUUGGUUCACUGCGAUUCCCUGAACUGCCUUCCUAGAUGCACAGAACCGCGGAGACAUGAGCCAAGCGAAAUGAUGGAGCCUUCAGGACCGUCGAUACCCCAGAAUGAGAAAAAUGACGGCCAUUGUCGUUGUUCCAGGUGAGUUUGUCCUCCUUCAGCACUUCAUUCGCAAACAACCCUUAGCGACGUCCUCUUCCGUCGUUCCUCAGUCUGUUGAAUCGGAACCCUCUCCCGAUCUCUCCUCUCAGCUCCUUUCAAUCCUCUCCCAAUCGAAUUGGCAAAAUCAUCCCUCUCUUCGAAAGCUUAUUCCCUCCAUAUCCCCAUACAAUGUCACCUCCGUCUUCGCCAGCCCCUCUCUCAAUCCCCAGAUUGCCCUCCAUUUCUUCUACUAUCUCGCGCAGAGACCUAGGUUCAAACACACAGUCCAAACGCACUCGUUAUUGUUAAACAUAUUGGUUUCCAAUAAGUUUGUUGAUGUUGCCCAGAAAACUCGCAUUUCAAUGAUCAAGGCUUCGGAUUCCAUCGAUGAUAUGCGGUUUGUUUUGGAUUUUUUGAGGAAAAUGAAUAAAGCUGAUGGUGAUUUUCAGUUUAAGCUUAAUCUUAAGAGUUAUAAUACUCUGUUAAUGUCGUUAGCCAGAUUUUUAUUGAUUGAUGAAAUGAAGAGUGUGUAUGUGGAAAUGUUGGAUGAUAUGGUAUGGCCUAACAUAUACACUUUUAAUACAAUGGCUAAUGUCUAUUGCAAAUUGGGUAAUGUAGUUGAGGCUGGUUUGUAUGUGAGUAAGAUUUUUCAAGUGGGUUUGAACCCAGAUUCGCAUACGUAUACUUCCUUGAUAUUGGGGCAUUGUACGAGUAAAGAUGUAAAUAGUGCACGUAAGGUUUUUGAAUAUAUGGCUAGAAAGGGUUGUCAAAGGAAUGCAGUUUCUUAUACAAAUAUUAUACAUGGACUCUGUGAGGCUGGGCUGGUUGAUGAGGCUAUUGAGUUGUCUAGAAAAAUGGGGGAGGAAGAUUGCCAUCCGACUGUGAGGACUUAUACUGUGAUUAUAUGUGCAUUGUGUAAGAUGGGGAGGAAAGAGGAAGCAAUGAUUUUUUUUAAAGAAAUGAGGGAGAAAGGGUGUGAACCAAAUGUACAUACUUACACCGUGCUCAUUGACAGUACGUGUAAAGAUAAGAGACUUGAUGAGGCAAGAAGGAUGCUAGAUGGAAUGUCAGAGAAAGGAUUGACUCCAACUGUAGUUACAUAUAAUGCACUCAUUGAUGGAUAUUGCAAGCAGGGGAUGUUGGAGGCUGCAAGGGAAAUUUUGCAGUUGAUGGAAUCUCAUAAUUGUAGUCUAAAUGCUCGGACAUAUAAUGAAUUGAUCUGUGGCUUUGGUAGAAAGAAAGAUGUGCACAGGGCUAUGGCUCUAUUGAAUAAAAUGCUUGAAUAUAAGCUUUCACCAGACCUGGUGACUUAUAAUACAUUAAUUCAGGGGCAGUGUAGAGUUGGUCAUUUAGAUAGUGCAUAUAGGUUGCUUGAUUUGAUGAAUGGAAAUGGUUUGGUUCCUGAUGAACGAACUUACAGUAUUUUAAUUGACAGUCUCUGCAAACAGAAGAGGAUAGAUGAAGCUCAUGUUCUAUUCGAUUCUCUAAAGGAAAAAGGCAUCAAACCAAAUGCAAUUAUGUUUACUGCUUUGGUUGAUGGGUAUUGCAAAGUCGGGAAAACAGGUAAUGCCCAUUUGCUGUUCGAAAGAAUGCUUACUGAGGAUUGCUUACCGAACUCAUACACUUACAAUGCUCUGAUAGAUGGGAUGUGCAAAGAGAGAAAAGUACAGGAAGCAUCAUUUAUAGUAGAAAAGAUGAUGAAAAUGGGAGUGAAGCCCGUGGUCCACACGUACACAAUUCUCAUCAAUCAAAUGCUGAAGGAAGGUGACUUUGAUCGUGCUCAAAGAAUGUUCAACCAAAUGGUUUCCUUAGGAUGUAAGCCUGAUCUAAAAACUUACACUGCAUUUCUUCAUGCAUAUUGCAGUAUAGGAAAAUUAAAGGAAGCAGAGGAUGUGAUGGCUAAGAUGAUUGCAGAGGGAGUUGUGCCAGAUUCGCUGACGUACACAUUGUUAAUUAAUGCAUAUGGAUGUUUGGGAUUAUUAUGUUCUGCCUUUGAUGUUCUCAAGCACAUGUUUGAUACUAGUUGUGAGCCUUCUCAACAUACCUAUGCUUUUUUAAUCAAGCACCUCUUGAAGGAACAGGGGAUGAAAGGUACUAUCGAUCCUGUAGAUCCUCUUUUGGUUUCAAAUGCCAGCCAUGUUGAUACCGCAGAUGUGUGGAAAACAAUGGACUUUGAACUUGCUUUGGAGCUCUUUGGGAAAAUGAUUGCACAUGGUUGUUUGCCAAAUUCUGACACUUACAACCAGAUCAUUAAAGGGAUUUGCAAAGUGGGGCGCUUGGAAGUGGCCCAGAGGUUAUUUAUUCAUAUGAAAGAAAAGGGCUUUUCUCCUAAUGAAGAGACUUAUAACUCUUUUCUUCAUUGUUGCUGCAAACUUGGGAUGUAUGCGGAAGCUGUGAAGGCGGUGGACAAUAUGAUGCUGCAAGGCCAAUUACCACACCUCGAGUCUCUGAAGGUGCUUGUCAGUGGACUUUAUGACGAUGGAAACAAAGAGAAUGCUAAAGCAGUUUUCUGUACUUUGCUUAAUAUGGGGUAUAAUGAUGAUGAGGUAGCUUGGAAAAUUCUAAUUGAAGGCUUACUCAAGAAGGGACUUGCUCAUUUUUGUUCUGAACUACUGGACAUAAUGGAGAAAAGAGGUUGCCGGAUUCAAUCUCGAACAUAUGAAAUGCUGAUUAAGGGACUUGAUGGAACAUAAGAUAUUAAAAUUGGUAGCUUUUCAAAAUUGCUUUCAUUCACAGGGAAAAGGCUUUCCCACUUCAUUUUCUUGCUAAUUGUGGGCAUCAAUGUGCUUUGUAGCACUCGUUUCGUUUGGCACUGGCAGACUCAUUGAGUCAGUACAGUCUCAUACUCUCAUCAGCGUUGUGAGGAGCUGCUGGUUUAAUUAGCUGCCGUGCCACAUAAAGCAAAUAUGUUUUGCGGAUCAACCUAACAGACAGCUACCUGGAAUUCCUACAAGCUCUUGAAGAAAAACAUGGUUCAUAUUUCCUUAUGUCUACAUGAAUUAGAGAUGGAUGAUAGUCAUAUGUAAGCAAUCAUUUGGGACCAUUGGAGAUAUGGAUCAUAUCAGUUGCCUGAUGCCAAAGGUUACAGUAGUAUGUUACAAUACCUGCUGGGAAUCAGUAAUUAUGGAAGAAGAACAACAACAAAGGGGACGUGAAGAGAUAUUGUCAAUGAGUUUGAAGGAUUUCAAGGGACUCGCUGAUGCAAUUGAGUAGAUCAAAGGAGUUGUGGUUGCGAUUGCAUCUCCAAAUAUUGCUGCUGCGAACAGAGAGUGUUCUAACUUAUGUCAAGGGAAGAAAGCUCCAUACAAAUGCACAUGAAA